Triticum turgidum subsp. durum (durum wheat) is the source of this 720-nucleotide messenger RNA. The record is from the annotation of a GenBank genome assembly. NCBI's taxonomy places the organism in Eukaryota, Viridiplantae, Streptophyta, Magnoliopsida, Poales, Poaceae.
AUGUCGAAGCGGCCGGGCGCGACCAAGAAGAGGCUGAAGCGCGGCCUCUGGUCGCCGGAGGACGACGAGAAGCUCAUGAACCACGUUGCCCAGUACGGCUACGGCUGCUGGAGCUCUAUCGCCAAGAUUGCAGGCCUUGAGAGGUGCGGGAAGAGCUGCAGGCUGAGGUGGAUGCACUACCUGACGCCGGACCGAGGGGGGCCCUUCUCGCAGGGGGAGGAGGACCUCAUCAUCCACCUCCACUCCAUCCGGGGCAACAAGUGGUCUCAGAUCGCCGCGCAGCUGCCCGGGCGCACCGACAACGAGGUCAAGAACUUCUGGAACACCAUCAUCAAGAAGAAGCUCCGCCAGCGCCGCAUCGACCCUGCCAUCCACAAGCCGCUCGCUCACGCCGGCGCUGCCGCUGCCGCCACGCCCGUCACCCGCACUGCCGUAUUCAGCGAGGCCGAGCUGAUACUGUCGUCGCCCGUGGGGACGCAGCCCAUGCCGCCCCUGGUAUCGGCGGAGAGCUACGUGUACAGCCGGGGCAGCAUGGACGGCGCUGGCGGUGCGCACGCCGCGUUGGGCAGGUGCAGCGAUGACGGCUCCCUGUCGUCGCUGUCGGGGUACAACAACAACCAGACGGCGGACUUCCCCGGGUACCUGGACGCGGACGCGCUGCACGGCGCGGUGAUCCCGUCGGUGUGGAGCUCCAGAACGCUGAACUGGUGGCGGGCGUGA